AUGCCACCAAAAAAGACCGACGGUACUCGGCGCAGCGACGUCUCUGUAGCGCGCUUUGUCAUAGCCGACGAAGACACGACAAUGGCCACAGGCGAACCAACUCUCUCUGCCAACCCAGCCUCCGCCCUCGUCGCGGCAGCCAUUGAGCGGGAUGAACGUCUUCCACCUGUAUCCACAACCUCCGAGAAGCAGUCUACCCCAGUACCUUCGACAGCUGCCGGCCGCGCCUCGUCAACCACGGGAUCAGCAGCAGGAGGAGGAGGAGGAGGAGGGCCAACAUCACCAUCAGAGUCUAAGCGGGGAGGAGGAGGGGCAUCAGAGAAGGAUAAGGAACGGGAAAGGGAAAGGGAAAGGGAAAAGGAGCGCGAUGCCAUCACAAUUGAAGAUCUCACGCUUCCGAAAUCGAUCAUCACCCGUCUUGCCAAGGGGGUGUUGCCCUCGAAUACGCAGAUACAGGCAAAUGCGAUUCUGGCUAUGACCAAGAGCGCGACGGUGUUUAUCAGCCAUCUGGCCAAUGCUGCAAACGAACAUACCGUCUCAUCAGGAAAGAAAACCAUCAUGCCGGCGGACGUGUUUAAGGCUCUAGACGAGAUUGAGUACGGGUUCAUGCGGGAUAAGUUGGAGGCCGAGUUUGCGAAAUUCAACGAAAUCCAAACUUCCAAACGAUCAGUCUACCGCAAAAAAGUAGCCGCAGCCAAAAAGGCCGGAGGCGGCGGUUCCGUUUCCGGUUCCGGUGUCGGUGGUCCUGGCAGCGUAGCCGGCGGCGGUGACGGCGGCGGCAGCAACGAACCAGGAGGAGGCGAAUCACACGAGCGAGCUGUUGGCGGCGACGACGACAGCGGUAGCAAUCAGCAAAACCAAAACCAGUCGUCCGCCGCGACGACAUCGACAACAGACAGAGAAAGAGAAGCUGGACCAAGGUCAGCCAAGAAGGCCAAGGUGGAUACGUCGUCAUCAUCAAAGAUGGAAGUAGACGGAGAAGAACAAGACCAAGAUCCGUCGGAUGCGGAGACGGUUCCGGAUGAAGAGGUUGAGGAGGAUGAGGAUGAGGAAGAGGAAGAGGCGGAAGAGGACGAGGACGAGGAGGAAGAUGAGGAGGAGGAGGAGGAGGAUGGGCAACAAGGAGAAGGAGAGGAAGAGGAUGAUGAGGAGAGGGCGGGACCGCCGGACGAGGAUGAGGCGCUUGAUGAUGAUAGUGAUUAG
Neurospora tetrasperma FGSC 2508 is the source of this 1203-nucleotide messenger RNA. RefSeq lists its product as uncharacterized. The record is from RefSeq and is a predicted model, not a curated record. Gene Ontology annotation, biological process: leading strand elongation; DNA damage response; heterochromatin formation. Gene Ontology annotation, cellular component: epsilon DNA polymerase complex; CHRAC. The transcript is spliced from 3 exons. Gene Ontology annotation, molecular function: chromatin DNA binding; protein heterodimerization activity. Bases 1 to 1203 code for a protein of 400 amino acids. Lineage: Eukaryota; Fungi; Ascomycota; Sordariomycetes; Sordariales; Sordariaceae.